UAAGCAGCAAAUUAAUUACCUCUAACUUGUUAAAUGCUGUUAUAAUUUUGGUGAAUUUUGUGAGAAAUCGUUUCGACUUUCCUCGAUUUGUACAAAAGCGUGCGCUUGUGCUAUAUUACGUAGCUUAAACUUCAACAUUUCUACCCUAAAUCCGACUUUCGUGGAGCUGCUUAGCUCAACUGCUGACGGCACCACCUAUCUGGUGGACUAUCUUGAUGAUCUAAUAUCUAUGCGAUCUGUUGUUGGCCGGAGAGAGCUAUUGGGAGUUGACUACGGUGACUCGUAAUCACACCGCAGCGACGAGGCUAUUUUACUCGAGGCGAUCGGGGUACUAAUAUUGUUGCUGCUGCUGCCACUGUGGAACAAAUCAAACCACAUCGUCGUCGUUAGAGUGAAAACGUUUUGUUCGUUCGUUGGUUGUUCCCUCCGAAAUGGCUGUAGCCACGGGCGCCAAUAGUGGAAGUGGUCGGGCAUCCGAAGCAUCGCGUCUAGUUACAAACGCCAAGCGGCAGCGCAUCCGAAAUGUGGUACUCAAUCUUGAGAAUUGUAUUCUUUCACACGAUAGACUGUCCAAUACGCCGUCCAUGCAGGAUGGACUGGAUCCCGAACUUGAGGCGGAUCUUCGUUUUGUUGGGUGUGAGAUGAUCCAGAGCGCUGGUAUCUUGUUACGCUUGCCGCAAGUUGCUAUGGCAACAGGACAGGUACUCUAUCAGCGAUUCUACUAUAGCAAAAGCUUCGUUGCACACAAUUUUGAGAUUGUCGCCAUGGCGUGCGUAGUUUUAGCGUCAAAAAUUGAAGAAGCUCCUCGGCGAGUGCGGGAUGUACUCAAUGCGUUUCAUCACCUCGAGCAAUUGAGGAGAAAACAAGCUCCUGAGCCACUGUUACUUGAUCAUGCUUAUAUGGGGCUAAAGAAUCAGGUGAUCAAAGCCGAACGACGGGUUCUCAAGGAGCUUGGCUUCUGUGUGCAUGUCAAGCACCCACAUAAGAUGAUUGUAACUCUUCUCGAGGUGGUACUGCGUCAAGAAAGCAACGACCGUCUACUGCAGAUAGCUUGGAACUACAUGAAUGAUAGUCUACGUUCGGAUAUUUUUGUGCGACACACGCCGGAAACAAUCGCUUGUGGUUGUAUCCACCUAGCAGCACGUCUCGUGCAAACGCCUUUGCCGAACUCUCCACAAUGGUAUCGACCUUUUGGCGUAACUGACUCGGAUGUGGAAGACGUCUCAAUCAGGAUUUUAUCGGUUUACCGUCGAGCAAAACAGGUAGACGUUGACCGUCUGGAUAAGACAGUUAAGGAGUUACGCGCUAAACAACAGGAAGAGAAGAAGCUCAAGCUCAUAGUGGGAACGAAAGUAGUCAUCCGGAGCAGCGGAGAUUCGGAAGCCGUUGAAAACAGCAACUCGAACUCAAACAUUCAAGGAUCGUCAUUAAAAACUCAAUGGCUGCAAGGUACCGCUGGGGAAAUUGUACCUAUGAGCAAUGGAACUAAACGAGAGCAUCAUAUCACCGUCAGCAAAGAUGACCACAAGGAUGAGUUGCGUAACCAUAAUAAUAGAAGCGAGAUCAAUUCACAGCAGCAGCAACGAACACAGCGAGACGUCGCCGGACGAGCUGGCUUUCAGGAGAGUCACGAACAAGAUCGGGAACGCGAGAAAAGACGAAGUGAUGAACGCCAUUCGGGUGCCGGCGGCGAUAAAGACGGUACCAACAACGAUGACGAUAGGCGGAGUGGAAGUGCCAAGAAAUCGCACAAGAGGAAGUCUCGUGAAAGGUCACGCUCAAGAACAGUUAGUCCAGACAGACGGCGAAGAAAUCGUGGCCGCCAAAUCAGAUCAAGAAGUAGAUCACGAGAAAAUGGACGUCGAAGAGAUCGUCGCUAAUAGCUCUUAACGAUAAUUGAUUGACUACAUGCAUAAAUACAUGCAUUCAUUCGCUCAUACACACAUUUGAACAUACAUAUAUACUUCUGGUUCAACCCGUGUGUAGAGAGAGAGAGAAAGAGAGAGAGAGAGAAAGGGGAGUCUUACGAGUAUCUGAGACGUUUGGGAAAAUUUGAAACGUCAUUGAAUAUAAUAAAAGCAUGUAUGUGCUCGAGAGUUCGUGGAAACUGAUGACGAUACCAUCUUGUACACAGUACUCGUGAUUUCUCGUUGUAUUCACUAGGGCUCAAAAAAUGUAUAGAAAUGCGGUGAAUCCCAAAAAAAAGGCAUUGAAAGAUGGAAAAUCAAUAGAUGAUAUUAUCUGCAAUUGCCGGUAUCCUCGUCAUCCGGCCGUUCUCUAAUAAACACUGACAUACUCUGACACGAAUACAUCAUGAAGGCGUCAGUACUGUACAUAUGUGAGAAAAGUUUAGCUGUGUAUAUAUCUAUUGCCUUGUUGAAUAAAUAAAAGAA
Messenger RNA from Varroa destructor (honeybee mite), 2393 nucleotides. RefSeq names its product cyclin-L1. The record is from RefSeq and is a predicted model, not a curated record. Gene Ontology annotation, molecular function: cyclin-dependent protein serine/threonine kinase regulator activity. Gene Ontology annotation, biological process: regulation of transcription by RNA polymerase II. NCBI's taxonomy places the organism in Eukaryota, Metazoa, Arthropoda, Arachnida, Mesostigmata, Varroidae.